This is a messenger RNA of Truncatella angustata, 1464 nucleotides long. RefSeq lists its product as uncharacterized. The record is from RefSeq and is a predicted model, not a curated record. The transcript is spliced from 4 exons. Gene Ontology annotation, biological process: regulation of DNA-templated transcription. The coding region runs from base 1 to 1464 and encodes 487 amino acids. Gene Ontology annotation, molecular function: DNA-binding transcription factor activity, RNA polymerase II-specific; zinc ion binding. NCBI's taxonomy places the organism in Eukaryota, Fungi, Ascomycota, Sordariomycetes, Amphisphaeriales, Sporocadaceae.
AUGGUAUUCCCAAGCCAGGCGUGUUUGACUUGCAAAAACCGCCGCAUCAAGUGCGACGCCGCUAGACCUGCCUGUAGCCGCUGCAGCAAGGCAGACCGGCGCUGCGUCUGGUCCAAUGCAACCAGAGCGGGCGGUUUGGUGUUCAAAUGCGAGAACGCACAUGCUGAGGGUGAAGCGAGACGCCCACGCAAAGCGCCGUCUGUCGCUCCUCGGGGUCUUCCAGCUGUACAGAUCCCGGGCGCAUUGCGCGAGUCAAUUGAUACUCAUGCACUCAACUUUUGGGUCCGGAACUGGACAGAUCGACCCAGUGACAUUCCGGACAUCGGACACGAAUAUCUCACCUACAUUCCAAGUCAUUGGGAAACAUGUCACACGGGCUCGAGUCUUCGGCUAGCCGUGUCUGCCCAAUCGUUAAUGGUCUUUGGGCGGCUGCAUAAUGUCCGCCAAGCAAUGGCAGAAGCAGGCAAAUACUAUGCCCAGGCGAUACGGAAGACACAAUCCGACAUUCAGACUCUGGCCCAUGCCGAUAUCGACGAACUUACAACCACGUACAACCAUCGGAUUAAGUCAACGAAUUCCCAUUCCGAUGUCGCUGAUGAUGGGGCAGGCUCUCGUUAUUGGAAGCAUGUCUGUCACUACCUGGGAACAGCAGGGAUUUUGAAGACCAUGAAAACAGCAGGAGGACAGUAUUCGUUGAAUUUGCCCCUAUAUCGGGCUGUUCGGCGACCAAUCGUCCGAGCAGCCAUUCUCCGUGGCAUGCCUGUUCAACAUUGGCUUCAGGAUGCUGCGGCGUUCGGGGAAGAAGGUCCUGCAUUACAGUUAGACUCAUUGAUGAUUCGUAUUGCGGAACUUCGAGUGACGGCAUCAAGUUUGUUGCAUUCAGUGCCACACAGUACACCAUCUGUUGAAACGUUGGUGGCUCUGUUGGCCAGGAGUCUAGAACUAGAUUCUGAUCUCUCAGCGUGGCCACACAAGAUCGCUAAGGACUUUGAAUACUCAGUUCUUCCAUUGCCCCAAAAAGGCAAAGGCAUGCCACCCUUUUGCGGCAAUAUCGCCCACAACUAUCGAUCGUAUAGCCAUGCAUCCGUUUGGAACAGGUAUCGUGCUGUUCGCAUGAUUUCCAAUAGCUUGGUCUUGCAAGUUAUAGACGCCAUUUCGAGUCUUAUGAUCGUGGCGCCAGCUACCAUUGUUCAGUCACGGGCAUCCCUAAACACAAUCCGUCGUCUGGCAAGCGAUAUUUGCCAGUCUCUUCCAUACUACUUCAACUUUGGAUAUCCGACGAGUGACAACAUGAUACCAAAGGUCCUCACCCCGCUAUCUUGGCCCUUGGCCGUGGCCAUCAGCAUCAAGGGUGUACCUGACAACGAGAUGUAUUGGUUCAAAUAUACACUGCAAGCUGUUGCAGGAGCCCUGAGUGAUAGCGUGCUGGAAAACAUUGCGCAAGGACAGGUGUUCAAAUUCUGA